AUGGACAAAGGAUGCGGUCGUCUUAUCGCCGAAAAUUCUGAUAGAGUUGGGUUUUUCGGAUUCGAUUUAAGUCCAAGAUUGAAUCAGCAAACGAAGGUCAUUAUGUUUCCCGUGAAUCUGUCGCCGGCCGAUCGGAAACCGAUGGCUUUAGGUGAAGUAGACUUCUUUUCCGAUAAGAAGAGGCCUAUUGUUGAUCAUACGGGUUUGCAACUUGAUGCUGCAGUCAAAGACGGUAUUUCAUCAGAUCACGUGGAGGAUAAGCUAGCCAAGAAUGAAUUGUCACAAUUGCAAGUAGCGAUUCAAAGAAUGAAUUCCGAUAAUCAGAAAUUAAGAGGGAUGGUUACUGAGGUCAACAACAAUUACAAUGCUCUACAUUUGGAGUUUGUAGAACUAAUGCAGCAACAAGAAAAUUCCAGAUCAGAUAGAUCAGAAAAGGAAUUGUUAAGGACUAAAAGGAUUGGAAGGGAAGAGAGCCCGGAAUCGGAUGGCUUAGCUCCUAACAAGGUUCCGAAAUUGAAUCCCGAUCAAACCCCCGAGGCUAAUAUGAGAAAAGCUCGGGUUUCAGUUCGAGCAAGAUCAGAAGCUCCGAUGAUAUCCGAUGGAUGCCAAUGGAGAAAAUAUGGACAAAAAAUGGCAAAAGGAAAUCCAUGUCCACGGGGUUAUUAUCGUUGCACAAUGGCAGUUGGUUGUCCCGUACGCAAACAAGUACAAAGAUGUGCCGAAGACAAAACAAUCUUGAUUACUAGCUAUGAAGGUACACAUAAUCAUCCACUGCCUCAGGCCGCCGUGGCUAUGGCUUCCACCACCUCUGCCGCCGCUAAUAUGCUCCUUUGCGGCUCCACCACGGGUACUGAUGGAUUGUUGAAUACAACUUUUCCGGCGAGAACUAUUCUUCCUUAUUCGUCUAACAUGGCUACAAUCUCAGCCUCCGCUCCUUUUCCUACUGUGACAUUGGACCUCACACAACCUCCAAAUUCAUUACAACAGUUCCAAAGAACAUCACCUGCCCAAUUCAAAGUCCCUUCGCCAGUGCCAAUUCCACCAAUGGCUCAAGUUUUCGGGUCAAAAUUUUCAGGGCUCCAGAUGUCUCAGGAUAUCGAAUCCGCCUUGCCAAGCCAGACCGAACACCACAAGUCCUUUACCGACACCCUUAGUGCUGCCACAGCAGCCAUUACCGCCGAUCCUAAUUUCACCGCCGCCCUCGCCGCCGCAAUCACCUCCGUCAUCAGUGGAGCACAUCCGAAUAUCAGUGACAACACAACCAACGACAAUUCCAACGUUAAUGCAAGUACUAGCAACAAGAUUACAAGCAGUAUUCAAUAA
Fraxinus pennsylvanica is the source of this 1323-nucleotide messenger RNA. Lineage: Eukaryota; Viridiplantae; Streptophyta; Magnoliopsida; Lamiales; Oleaceae. The record is from the annotation of a GenBank genome assembly.